Molecule: messenger RNA, 918 nt
Organism: Nerophis ophidion (straightnose pipefish)
Lineage: Eukaryota; Metazoa; Chordata; Actinopteri; Syngnathiformes; Syngnathidae
Product: transmembrane protease serine 13-like
Exons: 2
Coding region: 1-804 (267 amino acids)
Biological process (GO): proteolysis
Molecular function (GO): serine-type endopeptidase activity
Source: RefSeq, a predicted model, not a curated record
AUGAAAAAGGAUGACAACGAGGCAUCUUGCAAUGAUACUCCAAUAAAAGCAGACUGUGGCCGACAGCAGUCCACAUCUCGCAUCGUCAGAGGCAGCGUUGCACAGAGGGGUCAGUGGCCUUGGCAGUUAUCUCUGCACUUUAGGGGCUCCCAUGUGUGUGGAGGGGUCCUGAUUGCGCCCGAUUUCGUGCUGACUGCCGCCCACUGCUUCCCAGGGAAUUUCCCUUCGAUGCAAUCGCCCCAGUUUUGGCAAGUGUACGGAGGCGCUGUGUCUCUGGAUGAUCUACCUCAGCCCUUCCUGGUUGAGAGUAUCAUACUGAAUGAAAACUACGACAACAGGACCAACGAUCUAGAUGUUGCUCUGCUCAAGCUGACCGCUCCAGUUGAUUUUGACGUUGAUGUUCACCCAGCAUGUCUGUCAGUUAGAGAACAGCCAUUUCCUGACGGUACCACGUGUUGGACUUCCGGCUUUGGCACCACCCAGGCAGGAUCAGGUGGUAUCUCGACUGAUCUGAUGGAGGUGACAGUGGACAUCAUCGGCACAGACGUGUGCAACAACGGUCAGGUGUACGCCGGAGCUGUGACUGCCAACAUGAUCUGUGCCGGACACCUGGAUGGAGGGCGAGAUUCCUGUCAGGGCGACAGUGGUGGGCCUUUGGUGUGUCAGACUGAUGACCUGUGGUACCUGGUGGGCAUCACCAGCUGGGGGCAAGGCUGUGCUCAGAGAAACAGGCCGGGUGUUUACACCAGAGUCAGCAAUGUUCUUCCUUGGAUCUACACCAACAUGCAGCAUGAAAGGCCCUAAUGUCACUUCUUGCUGCCAGCCGGCUAUCUGGUUUCCCCUCGUCUGCAUUGAACUCUGCACUGUGAAGCUGUCUUCCAACAAAGACGGAUGGACCAAUGAGGGGAGACGCUCCAG